AUGGGCAAAGGCGUGCUCCACAACGUGGUCGUAUGCUGCACAGGACUUGACCAAGUGGAAAAGGGAUGCAUCCACAAGGCCGUCAGCUGCCUCGCUUCUGUCACGCACCUGGUAGCAGAUAGAGUCGGAUCGGACAAGUACCGGGCAGCGCUUUCGAUCUCGGCUGCAGUGGUGACCAAGCAGUGGGUGCUCAAGUGCAAGGCCGAUGGACGGAGAGUGCCCGAGGCUAUGUACGCCCUCCCGCCUUUGGCCGGUCUGGUCAUUUGCGUCACCCAGCUCGAUGCUGAUGAUCGUGAUCGCAUCCGCUCCGUUGUCUCUGCAAACGGUGGAGACUACAUGCGCAAUCUCGUGCCAGAGGCCACUCAUCUCCUCGCCCUUCAGCCCUCGGGCACAAAGUAUGAAAAGGCCGGCGAGUGGAACGUUCGCGUCGUCUCGCCGGCCUGGCUUGACGCAUGCAUCAAAGCUCGCGCCGCAGUCGAUGAGACUCCGUUUGCCAUUGCGCCUCCACCUGGUGUCACCGCUGGCGUCUCUUUAGCAGCCGAACCCGUGGAUGAGUUGGCUUCGGGCGCCUGGCUCGAGGGCGAGCCGCCGUUUCUGCUCAACUCGCGUGACUCGCCUGUCCUCGACAAGCUGGACGGACUUCUCGACGGCCGCAACGUAUUCCUCCACAAGUUUGGCAGUCUGGAGCGCCGACGGAUGACCCGCAUUGUACUUGCGGCCGGUGGGCAUGUGGUCGACGAGCCCGACUCGUCCGUCAUCAACACCUGGGUCGUUCCCCGCCUCCCGUCGGCCGAUGAGCUCGACGCCUUUGCCCGCUGGCGCCACCCGCCGCGCGCCUUUGUCUCGGGCAAGUGGCUCUGGGUACUCGCCCAAUCAAGCGCUCUCCCAGACAUUGGCGAGUUCACGCUGGCAACGAUAGCGAGCGCGGCGCUGCCGCCACCAACGCCCACAGGACCCACAGCGUCCCCAAAGCCGUACGUCGAGCCGACUCCGACCCCGAUGGUGCUCGAGCCGACGCCUCAGACGCUGCCAGAGUCGGGAGGCGUUGACUCGAUGCUCGACCUUUACUCGGGCGGGAGCGGGCCGGGCGUCUCAUCUCACCGCACGCUGCGGCGCACAAUCUCACAGUCGCUGAUGGCCGACGCCGCGUCCCCGGUCCUUUUUGGUCGAUCGCAGUUUGUGGUCGACGACCGAGUCACCGGCGACGAGGUUCUCCGUGCUAUUCGUCGCGCUGGUGGCGCGCUGGUGCCGUCGUACAAGGCACUCUGCUCGUCCGCCGACCGCGAGAACUGUCCGCCGGGCUCGCGCAUUGUCGCUCGCUACGUCGUGCUACCGCACGGUGUCUCUGCCUCGUCGCGCUCCUCGAUUGUCGCGUCACUGGCUACCGCCGACGUGGCACUAGUCACUCCAGACUGGGUCCUCGCCUCGCUUGCUGCCAACGAGCUUGUCGACAUCACGUCGUGCCCUCUCUUUACCCCGCUCCCGGUUGCUCUCCCGCUUGCGCCGCGAUCCGACGUCGUUGUCUCAGUCACCGGGUGCUGGCCCGAGCGCGAUGCCAUCCGGCGUAUGGCGGUGGCUCUGGGAGCGACCUUUGAAGAGCGGCUCUCACGGCGUGUGACCGUUCUCGUUUGUGAGGCCGAUGCGCUGGCUAGUCCAGUCGAGCCUGCCUCGAAGAUUGCAAAGGCGUUGCGAUGGGGCGUGAGUCUUGUUCACUCGGGCUGGCUUCGCGACUCGCUCUGGGCCGGCUCACUCCUUGACUCUGCACGAUAUGCAGUUGGCAAGGCUUCGAACAUACUCGACGGCGUUUGCGCGGUCAUCGCCGAUGAACUCCAGCUCAAGGGCCAGGCUCCAGAGCUCGAACGCCUGCUGACCUCACACGGGGCCACUGUUGCGCGCUCGAUCCACACCACUGGUGUCACGCACUACAUCGAGGACGGCGAGAGCCGUACGUCCGCAGCUGCUGCUGCCGUCACCGCUGGCAUUACACCGGUCUCGUCGCUCUGGGUCUACGACGCCAUCGCCACGGGGACGCUGAGUCCUCGGGCGAGGGGAGGGCCGACUGCGGCGCGGAGCGGCUUUACGACCUCCCCGCCGGUCAAGCGCCAGCGGUCGCUGCUGGACCGCCGCCGGCCGCCGCCCGAGUCUCCAACCCUUCCGCAGCCGACGACCCAGGAUCUGGAUCCAGCCCCCACCGCUGCAGCCACCACACCGGGCGAGGCUGCCUCGGCGCUGCAGCGACUCGACAACGCGCGCAGUCUCUCGCAGCAGUCGGCCAAAAAAGCGACGCCGCGCCGCGCGCCGCUCGUCCGCGCGCCGGCAGCGCCGGUCUCGCUCGUCGCGCUCCGCGGCGCCGAGCCAGACGAUUUCGACGCUGAGGGCGAGGGUGGGCAGGGACGCGAGGGCGAUGGGCCAGGCGUGGUUGUCCACUACCGCCAUCGCGACGAGGACGAUGGCCGUCGCAAGCGAGGCGGGCGGAAGCGAAAGCGGAAGGACGAGCUAGUCAACGAGAGCGUCGACAGCCUUUCGAGCCUCUUACAUGCCGCAGGCACCAUUGUCUCGCGAAACACCGGCUCGCAGGCCUCACAGGGUUCGACAGGAUCGGCACCAAGCAAGCCGCGGAGCCCGCCAAUCUUCCUCCUCACUGGCUUUACCUCGACCGAGAAGGAGCAGCUCGUGCACGCGGUCAGCGCGCUCGGUGGCAGGGUCCUUGUCACGCGUGAAUACGACCCGGGCUGCAGCCACAUCCUCGUCGGCUCGCCGACGAGGUCAGAGAAGUUUCUCGGCGGGUGCGCGGCUGGCAAGUGGAUGAUGAAGGCCGAGUACAUCGAGGCGUCGACGACCGCGGGCGAGUUUGUGGCCGAAGAGCCGUACGAGUGGGGCGCCGAGUACGAAGACGACGAUGCCACGGUGGAGCACUCGGACACGGCGGUCCUCGCGCUGUGCGGGCGGCGGUGGCGCAAGUAUCUGGCGACGCGUCGGCGCGCCGGAGGCGAUGCCAACAUCGGUCCGUUCACGGGCUGGAAAGUCGCGCUCAGCUUUGAUGAGCACAAGCGCGGCGGCAUCAAGCGCCUGCUCGAGGCCGGCAACGCGAGUGUCCACGAUGGCGCGCUCACCCGCCGGGUCACCGACUCGCUCACCCACGUCUUCUUUGGACCGACAAGCAACGCGGCCGAGCUCCGGCGACUGCCGUCACACAUCAAGGUCCUUUCAAUGGAGUACAUUGCCGACUACCUAACGGCCGUGCCCGGACUGGGCGAACUCGAGGUCGACGAGGACUUUCAUGCGCUCUCGCCCGAGGGGGAGGACGAGUAGCAAUGUUUGUAGCCGUAGCAGUUCAAUACAAUGCCGCACCCAU
This is a messenger RNA of Thecamonas trahens ATCC 50062, 3355 nucleotides long. Its product is annotated as DNA topoisomerase 2-binding protein 1. The record is from RefSeq and is a predicted model, not a curated record. Bases 1 to 3312 code for a protein of 1103 amino acids. NCBI's taxonomy places the organism in Eukaryota, Apusomonadida, Apusomonadidae. Gene Ontology annotation, biological process: mitotic G2 DNA damage checkpoint signaling; DNA replication initiation; mitotic DNA replication checkpoint signaling. The transcript has 2 exons.